CUUCUGAAACCUCAUCCCCCGCUCGUUAUAGUAUCACUCGAUGGUUACGCACAUUAUUAUUUGGAUAGGAAACUCCAACCAUCAUUCGAUAGAAUCGCGAAGUGUGGAGUGACUUCGGAGACAUCCAGCAGUAGCACCUCCAGACGGCACCGCACCAGAGUAAUGAAUCUCGUUAUAUUGGCAGCAAGCGCAAUGAUUGCAUACUUCCUACUUGCUUCCACCACCACCCACAGUAACGAGUGCUCACGGAAAUGCUCGAAACCAAAUCUUCUGAAACCUCAUCCCCCGCUCGUUAUAGUAUCACUCGAUGGUUACGCACAUUAUUAUUUGGAUAGGAAACUCCAACCAUCAUUCGAUAGAAUCGCGAAGUGUGGAGUGACUUCGGAGAGAGUCUUCUCAAGCUUCCCCACGUUGACGUUUCCUAAUCAUUUUACUAUGGCUACUGGUAAACACCCUGGACAUCACGGUCUAGUCGCCAAUGUCGUUUAUGAUAACGAAGUCGCAAAGGUGCCUCUAUAUUUGGGUAAGCACUUAUUGGAUGGAUAUUAUCUCACGGAA
Molecule: messenger RNA, 558 nt
Organism: Ostertagia ostertagi
Lineage: Eukaryota; Metazoa; Nematoda; Chromadorea; Rhabditida; Trichostrongylidae
Source: the annotation of a GenBank genome assembly